Hippocampus zosterae (dwarf seahorse) is the source of this 3411-nucleotide messenger RNA. RefSeq lists its product as uncharacterized. Lineage: Eukaryota; Metazoa; Chordata; Actinopteri; Syngnathiformes; Syngnathidae. Gene Ontology annotation, biological process: positive regulation of DNA-templated transcription. Gene Ontology annotation, cellular component: nucleus. The record is from RefSeq and is a predicted model, not a curated record. The transcript is spliced from 11 exons. Bases 633 to 2144 code for a protein of 503 amino acids. Gene Ontology annotation, molecular function: double-stranded telomeric DNA binding.
UAUUCUCAUUUUGUCACAUUAAACAGGUUCCCAAUGGACCUGUUUUGGGUACGUGUGAAUGGAAGGAAAUGUCCUCUGAGUGUAAACUUGCUCAGUUUUUCGGGUUUUUGCCCCAAAAGUGUGUUUCUUUGUGGUAUUUUUGCAUGGAAUGCAAGUGGGUCCACAGUACUGUGUUUACAGCUCAACCGGAAGUCAUAAUAAACCAGACGUACUUGACGGCGGUGGUGUCGGGUGAAGAGGGGGGGGGUCAUAAAUCGAGACUCCUUUACUGUAUUUGCAUAGAGUAUUGCUGCAUAGCCCAAAGACAACAUGACCCAGCGGUGGGUUUGCCUUACCCGUUUGUAAAAGGUCGGGCAAUUUGGGGGGGAACAGAAGCCUUUUUUUUGUCGACAGAUUUUCCCACUCGCAGUGGUCAACGUCCAGCCAGCCGGCGGCAACUGUCCGUCCACCGCCGCCGAGGGGCUCUAGGGAACCAGACCGAGUUAGCGGCUUUAGCUUAGCCGAAUUAGUCUUCCGGCAAGUCAUCUUGAAGCGGUUGGUCUGUCAGCCUGCUAAUAGCCGCUUAACCACUGCGGCACGGCUGUUGUAUGUAGGAGGUCCAAGCAGAGCGGAAGUCUUUGCCGAGCGGAGCCAUGCGACACUGGUGUGUCCCCGCUGCGACCCGAAGCACGGAGCCACUCCCGGGGCGCCUCUCCGUGUCGCCCCCUCCAUCAGAUGUCAGAACGGAGUGCUGCAGGGUGGAGCCACGCUACACUAUCGAGCAGAUCGACCUCCUGCAGCGUCUGCGCCUCUCUGGCAUGACCAAACCCCAGAUCGUCCAUGCCUUGGAGUCUCUGGAGAGGCUCGACCCGGACCAGCGCCCGCCUCACUGUGACUCCCACCCGGCCCCUUCCAAUAAUAACAACAACGAUACGCUCGCCACUGCCUCCGCCCCGGCGCCGUCCUCUUCGUCGUCCGCCUCCUCUCUCUCCCUCACCUCGGCCACCACGCAGACCUCGGGCCUAGACGGUGCCGCGCUGUCCCCGAGCAACAGCUUUGAGGCCUCACCUCCUCCCCUGUACCCCACCAGCGUGGCUGUGCAGCGCUCGUUCAGCUACGACAUGGUCGGGGAGGAGGAGUGGGACCUGGAAGAGAAAGUGGAGGAAUACAUGAGGAGGGACAGCAAUCUAGUAAAAGAGGAGAUCAAAACCUUCCUCAACAACCGACGGAUCUCUCAGGCAAUUGUGGGACAAGUUACAGGUAUUAGUCAGAGUUACAUCUCGCAGUGGUUGCUGCAGCAGGGCCUGGAGAUGAGCGACUCCAAACGCAGAGCUUUUUACCGCUGGUACCUGCUGGAGAGAAAUAACCCAGGGCUGAGGUGGAACGAAAGCCAGCACAGCGUGAGCCCCAGGGCCAGGGGAGGGGACAGAGACGGGCUGGCAGCGGGGGCAAGUGGCUGCCUCCCCAACCCCAACACCAACCUCAACCCAAACUCCAACCCCGUGUGGAGCAGGCAGAGAGAGCUGCUGAUGCACUUGUUGCCGUGGUACACUGCCACCGCAGCCCAGCCAGGCGCAACUUUAUCGAUGCGGUCAAUGGUGAAGGAGGAACCUGACUGGCGGGCGGGCAUCAUGGCCGACCGGCCGGCGAUAGUCGGGGCGCCGCUGAGGUUGCGUCGAGGAAGCCGCUUCACCUGGAGGAAGGAGUGCCAGGCCAUCAUGGAGAGCUUUUUUGUGGAGAACCAGUACCCCGAUGAGGCAAAGCGGGAGGAGAUCGCCAACGCCUGCAACUCGGUCAUCCAGAAACCAGGUUGCAAACUGUCCGAGUUUGAGCGUGUGACGGCGUUAAAGGUGUACAACUGGUUCGCUAACCGCCGCAAGGAGAUGAAGCGGCGAGCCAAUAUCGAAGCUGCCAUUUUGGAAAGCCACGGCAUUGAGGUCCCGAGUCCGAGCUGCCACUCCAACGGCGAAGAGGGGGAGAUGCAAGAGUUCACCGAUCAGGUCAAUCAACGUUUCUCAGAGCAGGAAGAGGCACCCACCCAAAGAACGGUGGAGCAACAAGACUCCUCCGUCAAGGCCGCCCCCGAGGCCCUCCCCGGCUCCGCCGUACAAGUGGCAGAACAGAAAGACAAGGAUCCAAAAAGGGAAACUGUGGAUGAAGAGUGACCAAAAAGCUGGUGAUGUCGAUUGAGUUUUAAUCUAAAUACUCAAAAAAAAAAAAGGGGGAGGGGGUGUCUACCUCCUCGGGGGUGGCUGACGAGACAUUUGGAAGUUGACUCGAGGUGCCUCUGGCGGGAAAGAGGCUGCCAUAUUUAUCGAAAGUUAUUCUGCUUAUGUUAACAGCAAUAUACAGUACAUAUAUAAAUAUACAUAUAUAUAAUAUAUAUAAAGCUAUAUCAAUAAGUAGUGCAUUCCAAGGUGGUAUUAACAAGCCUAAAUUCCUUAGAAUUAUCUAAAGAAUACCUCACCCAUUUAAUCGUUUUGAUUAUUAUUGUUUUUUUUUUCCCCGCCUCAUGCUUUUAUUUUCAUGCUGAAUGGGGAUGAAGUGCCUGCAGGUCAGGUAUGAGAGACGCUUUCGACGAUCUUGUCUGCGUGGAUAUGGAUGUGCCUGUUUUUUUUUUGUUUUUUUGUUUUCCUCUCUCUUUUCUCUGGUGCUGUCGUCCGACCUCUAAGAGUCGAUUGAUCAAAUCAUUCGGCCAAUGUUGGAAUUUGCAAAGCCCUGAGGGACACCUGGAAUCUCAGGAAAUCCAACGAUGGUGGCUCAAGAUAGUGUAGAAGUGCACCAGAUGUGCGCAUGUAUGUGUGUGUGUGAGUGUGUGUGCGCGUGCGUUUAAGCUUUCAAGAGAUUUUCUUGCAUCAUAUCCGCGCUCACUCCAAACAGGAUGUUCUAUUUAUACCUUUUUUUUUAUUAGUAGAACAAAGCGAGGACUAUCCAUCAUGUCUUUGUUCAACUCGAUGCUGCUCUUGUUGCUCUUUCUUCCCCCCCCCCCUCAUCUAACCUCAUUUUCAAAGCCUGUAAAGCUUCUCUCCACCGAAAACAAACGUCGGUGUGAUUGAAAAUCACAACGCCGUCUUCUUCCCUCCUUUAUUGGAAUAAGCUAAAAGCUUUUGCUCGUGUACUGCACUUCAAAAGUGGAUCUCACUCUAAUCGUAAUCAUCACGCUUGUGUACAUAAUAACCCAGAGAGGAUAAUCAUGUUUGUGGGUGUUUUUUCUUCCAACUAACGACAUUACCAGAAAAUAUACUGUAGAGUUGUCAAACUUGAAACAUGAAACUCGACUUCAACUGUGGCAAAGUCGCUCCCGAAAUGUUCAUUAAAUGGACAUUUGUGCUUGUAUUAUCGACCGUAUUUCCUCAAAUAGUGGCCGUCCAUCUGCGUCGUCUGCUUUAAAAUGAAUUGACAAACAAAUGUCUGCCUUUUCCCACCAGGAGG